Penicillium bovifimosum is the source of this 2520-nucleotide messenger RNA. RefSeq lists its product as uncharacterized. Gene Ontology annotation, cellular component: nucleus; kinesin complex; microtubule. The transcript is spliced from 6 exons. Gene Ontology annotation, molecular function: ATP hydrolysis activity; ATP binding; microtubule motor activity. Lineage: Eukaryota; Fungi; Ascomycota; Eurotiomycetes; Eurotiales; Aspergillaceae. The record is from RefSeq and is a predicted model, not a curated record. Gene Ontology annotation, biological process: microtubule-based movement. The coding region runs from base 1 to 2520 and encodes 839 amino acids.
AUGGCACCCAAACAGCCCCAAGCAUCGCUGUUCCAAGUUUACCUCCGUCUGCGCCCGCCCAUGACCCUGAAGCACAAUGAGUCCGACCGUUUCUUGAACGUGGAGCCCCCAGAGGCUUCACAAGAAGAAACAGAAAUUGUCACGCCGGCUACCACACACAUUACUUUGCAACCACCAAAUGAUCUGCGAAAGCGCGCCGUCGAAAGGUUCGGGUUCACAAAGGUCUUCGAGGAAACUGCCUCACAAUUGGAUGUCUUCCAUGAUACUGGGAUGGAGCCCAUAAUACGGGGCGUUUUGAAGGAAAACAGAGACGGGCUCGUUGCUACGCUGGGAGUAACGGGUAGCGGAAAGAGUCAUACCAUUCUAGGAUCCAAGAUAGAACGCGGAAUGACCCAAAUGGCACUCGACGUUAUAUUCCGCUCCCUGGAACCGACUAUCAAAAACGAGGAUGGCAGUAUUACCCCCGUGAUGCUUGCCUCGCUGGCCGCGGCGGAUGCUUCUGAAGCUCAAUUGUUCUCCGCCCAGACAUUUUUGGAAGCCGUGUAUGGCGAACCAACCGGACGGACGUCGAGAGCCCAAACUCCCAUGAGCCCAUCUCGUGCCAAUACACCAAUGACGGUACGAAGCCCCCAUACCCUAGAUACUCCCCAAGGAUCGCCGAUUCGGCAACCACGCACCCCUGGAUCAUCUCUCCCCAUACCGAGGUCUCGACCUGGAAGUCCCCGCAAGGUGGACUUACCUACCAGUCCCACUGCUCAUCGAGCUGGCCUUGGCCAGAUCUCGACAGAGUACUCUGAAUGGAUCACCCCCGGAUUUUCCACUCCCAUCCCCUACACCCACUCAAAUUUUGUCGAGUCCCAAUCAGCUAAACCUCGACUUUAUGUAUUGAAGGAACCGGCACCUGCGUUGAAUUUCCCCCGCCGCCACGUACGGGACCGGCCGAGCGCUCUUCCCCGACUCCCUGACAUGGGCCAUCUCACUGUAGACAUGGAUGCAAAUGCCGAUUGCGUCGUCUUAGUGUCUAUGUAUGAGGUAUACAACGACCGAAUUUUUGACCUCCUGUCUCCCGCCAUCGCCUCUGGUCAAGGCACCAUGUCCCGUGGGAACAAUCAAAAGGAGCGACGUCGUCCAUUGCUUUUCAAGCCGACCGAGGGCUCACCAGAUCGCAAAUUGGUUGCCGGGCUACGCAAGAUUGCCUGCAGCAGCUAUGAAGAUGCACUCGCCAUUUUGGACGUCGGCUUGACUGAGCGCAAGGUAACCGGCACCGGAUCAAACAGCGUUAGCUCCCGGAGCCAUGGCUUCUUUUCUUUGGAAGUGAAGAAGCGCACAUACUCGAAACGGACGGGCGAACACAGCUGGACCGGAAACGCUCUCACUGUUGUGGAUCUUGCUGGUUCUGAACGCGCACGAACAGCUAAGACGGCCGGUGCCACCCUUGCUGAGGCUGGCAAGAUCAAUGAAAGUUUGAUGUACCUCGGCCAAUGCCUGCAGAUGCAAAGCAAUAUUCAGGAUGGAAUGAAGACUGCUCUCGUUCCUUACCGGCAAUGCAAAUUGACCGAACUGUUGUUUUCGAAUUCCUUCCCAUCUCCCCAUCAGAUGUCCCGGGGUCAAUAUCCCCAGAAGGCAAUCAUGAUCGUCACCGCCGACCCUCUGGGUGACUUCAACGCAACCUCCCAGAUCUUGCGUUACUCCGCCUUGGCCCGCGAGGUCACAGUUCCUAGAAUACCGUCGAUCUCUGAAUCUAUCUUGUCUGCUAGUAGUCACCGCUCAGUCAGUGGCUGCACAUCACCCAACAUGGAUUUGACUGAAGAGCUCGAGAGAGCCACUGCCGAGAUCAAACGCCUCACACGAGACUGCCAUGGUCUGGCUGUCAAGCUCGCCGAAGAGGAGAUUGCACGCGCUGAUGUCGAAACGAGGCUACGAGCUGCUGAAGAAAGAUGUCUUACGAUUGAACAAGAUGUCCGAGAAGAGUGCUGGGCAGAGAUGGAUGAGAAGACGGAAGAAGAAAGACGUCGCUGGCAGAAGGCUUGGGAUGAGCAGCUUGGUCGCAACGACGAGCACAUCGACAAGAAGGUCGAGCUUGUAUCUCGUGGAUUCCAAAUCUUCGAGGAUUCGGGGUCCAGUGAAAGAAUCGAAGAAUUGGAGCAAGAGAAUGACCAGCUUCGCCGCAAGCUCGCCGCACUUGAGCGUGAGAUGCACUGUCAAUCUCCGACAAGAAAGCAGAGGCCCAAGAACGCUACCCCGACUCAAUCUGAUUUCCUCAAUCGCGAGCGUGUUACUGAGAAUGCGCCGCAACAAAUGGAGCAGUUGAAGCCCAUGUUUGCGCCCAAGAACGCUACGCCGGCCCGAUCUAAUUUACUCAGCCGCGAAAGCGAUAUCGAGAAUGCGCUGCAACGUAUGGAUCAGUUGAAGCUCACAGACACCAUGUUUGCUCCCCCGUCACCUAAAACCUCGCCUGUCAAGAAGACGAGGAAAAUGGGGACUCGGAAAUGGGAUCUUGGACCAGAGGACCAGAUCUAG